Phialemonium atrogriseum is the source of this 1530-nucleotide messenger RNA. Its product is annotated as P-loop containing nucleoside triphosphate hydrolase protein. The record is from RefSeq and is a predicted model, not a curated record. NCBI's taxonomy places the organism in Eukaryota, Fungi, Ascomycota, Sordariomycetes, Cephalothecales, Cephalothecaceae. The transcript has 2 exons. Bases 351 to 1259 code for a protein of 302 amino acids.
UGUCGAUCUUAAAGUAAGAGAAGGGUGUAACCUAAUUAUCUCCAUCGGAGUGUCGAGUUGAGUCGGGCAUAUUAACCGGAUGUCGGCCACACGGCCCAAUCGAGUAAUUUAUUGCUCAUCUAUAGUAUUGGGGAUUCACGGAACCCGGAUUAUAGGUGUGCAGUAUGUCGUGGAUAGAUGGAUAGGCUGAUUUGGCGGAUCCCCAAUUUGUUACCCAUCAACCCUUAUGUAGGAUAGAUAAGAGGGGUCCUCCAGCCCUCCCGGGUUGUCGGUGUAUCCAUUUCUUGGGAGAACUCACCUUGUCACCCUGCCAAGACGAGCCAAGAAUUAAGAAUUUCCGAAAAGAAAACAUGGGACUGUCCAGCCUGUUCCCUGACGUCUACAUCAGCCUAGACAGCUGGUGGUGGCACUUUCUGGAGCGGUACGUGUACGCGCUGCCGCCGCCGCCGCCACGCACCCGGACCCGGCCCAUGGAGGUCAUCUGCGUGGGCCUGCCGCGGUCCGGCACCGAGUCGCUGCAGCAGGCGCUCCUGGCCCUGGGCUACGACCACACGUACCAUGGGUGGGACAUCGUCUACGACGAGCAGUGCUACUCGCCGGGCUGGGUGGCGCUGGCCCGCCGCAAGUGGUUCCCCAGAGAGGGGGACGGUGACGCGCCCAUAUCCGCUGCCGACUUCGACGCCCUGCUCGGCCACUCGGUCGCCGUCACCGACGCCGCGGCGAGCGUCUUCGCUGCCGAGAUGAUCGCCGCGUACCCCGAGGCCAAGGUUGUGCUCAACAUGCGGCGCGACGUGGACGCGUGGCACCGCAGCGUGCUCAACACGCUGGUCAAGGUGAACGACAGCUGGGCGUUCUGGAUCGCGAGCUUCCUUGACAGGGAGUGUUUCUGGGCAUGGCACGUCUACGAGAGGUUCCUAUGGCCGUUGCUCUUCAGGGGGCCGGAUGGGAGCAUGGCCAAGGCUAUAGAGAGGAAUGCCAAGUGGGUUUCUAGAGAACACUGCAACAUGAUCCGCGGCCUAGUUCCCAAAGAACGGCUACUCGAAUGGUAUGUUGAGGAUGGUUGGGAGCCUCUUUGCGAGUUCUUGGGGAAACCCGUCCCGGAUAUGAAGUUCCCCCGUGCAAAUGCAGCAUCGGGGGGUUGGAAGUCUCGAGAAGAACAGUGUAACGAGAGGUGGAUCCAGGGGGCCUUCAGGAAACUGUCACUUGUCUUCUUGGUAUUGCUUUGGGCGAGUGUAUUGUUGUUGAGGCGCUAUUUGUAGCCAACGCUUCAAACGCACUCAAUGGAAACGUUUAUGGGCGUCUGAACUCCCAUGUUGGCAGAUAUCAUCGGCGAGACAGGAUUUGUCUCAAUGGUGGCAAUAUACUUGCACCCAAUAUCCUGUAUCAAAUUCUUGUUGUCAGCAUCCAAUGAGCACUUAUGAGCGUACUUCGCCAACUUUCUAAUCCAGGGGUUCGGUGUGCUUCAUGCUGCCACUGUUCGUAGUCUCGUAUGCCCUGCUUCAAAACCUCCAAUUGAGACUUCAUUCCCGC